Messenger RNA from Schizosaccharomyces cryophilus OY26, 837 nucleotides. RefSeq names its product DNAJ domain-containing protein Erj5. Gene Ontology annotation, cellular component: endomembrane system. Bases 1 to 837 code for a protein of 278 amino acids. NCBI's taxonomy places the organism in Eukaryota, Fungi, Ascomycota, Schizosaccharomycetes, Schizosaccharomycetales, Schizosaccharomycetaceae. The transcript has 2 exons. The record is from RefSeq and is a predicted model, not a curated record.
AUGAUAAAUCGUUAUUUUUUGCUUUUCCUAUUCGUGGGAGAAAAAAUUACAUUUUAUGAAUUAUUAGGAGUUUCAUCAAAAGCUUCUAUUAAGGAAAUUAAUCGCGCAUAUAGGAAAAAGAGUAUUCUUUACCAUCCUGACAAAAAUCCCAGCACAAAGGAACUUUAUACCCUACUAGGCUUAAUCGUUAAUAUCCUACGAAAUUCUGAUACACGUAAACGAUAUGACCAUUUCUUGAAAUCUGGGUUUCCACGUUGGAAGGGAACUGCUUAUUUGUAUUCUAGAUACCGCCCUGGUCUCGGAACCGUCCUUAUUUUACUUGCUGUAUUUAUUACAUUUGCCCAUUUAAUGAUGCGUCUGUUGAGUGUCAAACGCCAGAAAAAAAUCAUGCAAGAUCACAUCGACGUGGCUAGACAAUACGAACAACAUUCCAACGCCGCUAAAGGGACCAAGCGUCUUGUUACAGUGCCUGAAGGAAAAAGAAUCUAUACGGUGGAUUCGUUCACGGGACAAGUAUGCAUUUUAGACCCUUCAUCAAAUGUUGAAUAUUUAGUAUCUCCAAGCGCUGUUCCUGACGUGCGAUUCUCCGAUACCUUAUUGUAUCGGAUUCCCAAAUUCUUUUUACAAACAUUUAUUUUACGUUGGUUUACAAAGAAUGACGAUGUCCAGGAUGCCGGUGUGAAUUUCUCCAAUGAAGAAGAAGAAAAAUCAGAGUCCAAAGAAAGAUUACCAGAACAACAAACCAAACCUGCCGAGGGUACAGCCAAGGCUGGAAAGCGUAGGGUUAAACGUCGUUCAAACAGGGUUCCUCUUCGUAAAAACGAUCAAAACACUUAA